AUGGAGGUUAGCGUGUCGAAGUUGAACCGCUGCAUGGUUUGCUUUCAGGCGCUCGGGACUUUGGGCGCGAGCAAAGUCGUGGUGGAUCGGUAUUUCGACGGGAAAUGGGAGCCUGCAAAGGGGCAGAGCGCGUCUGAAGUUUAUUUGAGUCUUUCCGGCGCUUCAACGGAUGCGCGCCACCUGGAACGCGGGCAGGUUAACCUUAACCCGUUCGCGAAAGCGAUGGUGGUUUUGCCUUUUGAGUGUCUCGCCAACUUCGUAAGGCACUCCAAAGCUUUCCGUCAAGCGAUGAAAGAAGCCUCGGCAGAGCGCACUCUCUUCGAUCAGCUAGGUUUCCUCGUUUCCGCCGGAGUGCACCGGAAGCUCUCCCCGGAAAACUCGCAGCGGAUCCGAGUGGCCAUGGCUGACGUGGCGACCUCGCUGGCGCUUUCAGCAGACAGCCAGCUGUGGGCUCUCGACAAAGGGGUGCUCAAGCUCGUUGAGGCAGUCUACGCCGUUUCUCCGGCGGACUACCGCCAGGAUUCGUUUCGGCGGGACAGGGCCCCGACGUUCCUCUGCAACGCGAUACUGCUCCACAUGCUGCACACGGAAACCGCCGCGGAAAUGUUGCGCGCGCACAACGCGCUCGUCGACGGAUUUCGGCCCCACAGGCGGAAGAUCAACGACGCAGCGGGGCCGAAAGUCGACCUCUGGAUUUACCUCAAGGGGAAGUUGCAAGGGCGGCGGGUUCGUAUCAUCGAUCCGCGCAACGGUCAGACAUGCCGGCUGGACGUGAAAGCGACCGGAACCGGAACUCCGGUCGUGUGCUCGUGGAAAGGGUGCACGGCGGAACCGGAACCUGUGGGGGCAUCUUUCAAGAGAUGCGCAGGCUGUCAUGUGGCUCGCUACUGCUGCAAAGAGCAUCAGAAGCUGCACUGGCCGACCCACAAGAUCCAUUGCCGGGCGCAUCGCGCUAAGCAAGGAAGACAUGCGUCGUCACCAGCAGGCGGCGAGGCAUCAUCCUCCUAA
Molecule: messenger RNA, 1008 nt
Organism: Klebsormidium nitens
Lineage: Eukaryota; Viridiplantae; Streptophyta; Klebsormidiophyceae; Klebsormidiales; Klebsormidiaceae
Source: the annotation of a GenBank genome assembly